GCGUGCGUGCGUGCGUGCGUGCGUGCGUGCGGCGGGUGGGGGGAGGGCGGGAGGCCGGACGGCGCGAGCGGCGGCGGCGGCGGCCCGCGGCGGGGCCUGGCGGGGCGCGGGGGGAGGCGGCGCCGCGGCGGAGCUGCCCGCCGCUAUGGAGCCCGACUCGGUGAUCGAGGACAAGACCAUCGAGCUGAUGACAAGUCUGAGAAGGAAACCCCAUUCGAAUCCCCUUUCAUUCUGGAUUGGUGGAUCUGAAGCCCAGAAACAAAGUUUCAGCAUUUAUUUUGCUGUAGCAAACGUACUUUGAUCUUCAGGAGCAGAAUGGAACUGCAUUAUUGAUCACCCUUCUAUGAAUUCAUUGUCCUAUGUAGAAGAACCGUGUGUGUUCUGUGCCAAGGUCUUUGUGGCUAGGCUGCUCCAACCUGGUAGAGAGCAUGUGCGCACUGAGAUGCCUGCAGAGCAUGCCCAGUGUCAGAUGUCUCCAGAACACGUCAGUAAUGGAGGAUCAGAAUGAAGAUGAGUCUCCAAAGAAAAAUACCCUAUGGCAGAUAAGUAAUGGAACUUCAUCUGUGAUUGUCUCAAGAAAAAGACCAUCGGAAGGAAAUUACGAAAAGGAAAAAGACUUGUGUAUUAAAUACUUUGACCAGUGGUCUGAAUCAGAUCAAGUUGAAUUUGUGGAACACCUUAUUUCACGAAUGUGUCACUAUCAGCAUGGACAUAUUAACUCUUACUUGAAGCCCAUGUUACAACGGGACUUCAUCACUGCGUUACCAGAGCAAGGCUUAGAUCACAUAGCGGAAAACAUCCUUUCCUAUCUCGAUGCCAGAUCGCUCUGCGCAGCAGAGCUGGUGUGCAAGGAAUGGCAGAGGGUCAUCUCUGAGGGAAUGCUAUGGAAAAAACUGAUUGAACGAAUGGUACGCACAGAUCCGCUGUGGAAAGGGCUGUCGGAACGAAGGGGUUGGGAUCAGUACCUGUUUAAAAACAGACCAACAGAUGGCCCCCCAAAUUCAUUUUACAGGUCCUUAUACCCAAAGAUAAUACAGGAUAUAGAGACUAUAGAAUCUAACUGGCGAUGUGGGCGACACAAUUUGCAGAGGAUUCAGUGCCGCUCUGAAAAUAGCAAAGGUGUCUACUGUUUACAGUAUGAUGAUGAAAAGAUUAUCAGUGGCCUACGAGAUAACUCCAUUAAGAUUUGGGACAAAACAAGCUUGGAAUGUUUGAAAGUAUUAACAGGACAUACUGGCUCAGUCCUUUGUCUGCAGUAUGAUGAAAGAGUCAUUGUAACUGGAUCCUCAGAUUCUACAGUGAGAGUUUGGGAUGUAAACACAGGCGAAGUUCUGAACACAUUGAUUCACCACAAUGAGGCAGUGCUUCAUUUGAGGUUCAGUAAUGGUUUAAUGGUGACAUGCUCAAAGGACAGAUCCAUUGCUGUUUGGGAUAUGGCAUCACCUACUGACAUCACCCUGCGCCGUGUAUUGGUUGGCCAUCGUGCUGCUGUUAAUGUUGUGGACUUUGAUGACAAGUACAUUGUGUCAGCAUCAGGUGACAGGACCAUUAAAGUCUGGAGUACAAGUACAUGCGAGUUUGUUCGUACUCUAAACGGGCACAAGCGUGGUAUCGCGUGCCUCCAGUACAGGGAUCGACUAGUGGUCAGCGGAUCCUCAGACAAUACUAUUAGGCUAUGGGACAUUGAAUGUGGUGCCUGCUUAAGAGUAUUAGAAGGCCAUGAAGAACUGGUUCGAUGUAUCAGGUUUGACAACAAGAGAAUUGUUAGUGGAGCCUAUGAUGGCAAAAUUAAAGUUUGGGACUUGCAAGCUGCUCUUGACCCUCGUGCCCCAGCAAGUACACUAUGCUUGCGUACAUUAGUGGAACAUUCAGGACGUGUCUUUAGACUCCAGUUUGAUGAAUUUCAGAUCAUUAGUAGUUCCCACGAUGAUACGAUUCUGAUUUGGGAUUUCUUAAAUGUGCCACCCAGUGCCCAGAACGAGACCCGCUCUCCAUCUAGAACAUACACUUACAUCUCCAGAUAACAGUCUGCACUUUACUACCCUCAGAAGGGUUUCACAGUCUUGAACUACUGGAUUUUUGGCUACUACAUGCCUGAAGAUGUUGACUGACAGCUAAAGUCAGAAUUGGUUCUAGAUGCUGUGUAGAUGCAAAGCAGCACAAUCCUAUAUCUAAAUUUCUUAACCUUUCCUGCUCUCAGUGGUCGUCUCUGAAUUUACUGCAAGUUCACUGACUUCGAGUAGAUGAAUCUCAGAAGCCUAUCCUUCCCUGCAAUGAGAAAUCCAAAGCUUCACAUGUAAAUUGUCCGUAGAAACUGAACUCUGAUGGCUUGUUUUUCAGAAAUAAAUCGGAAGUCAAGAAAGGACUUGGCCUAAUUUAUAUUGCUUUGCACUUUUGUCUGACUUUAAAGAAAAAACAUUCUCCAAUGAAAUUUGGGUGCCAAACACAUACCCAGAAUGUACAGAGCUUUGCUUUCAAAGUCACCAUUGUCCUCUAGACUUUACUCUCAUGACAGAUUCAGAGCCUGUUUUGUUUGAUAGGAGUGUACGUUGGACUAUUAGAAAUAUUUCUGAAUUGAUCAGUAAUAUUUUUGGAUUACAGUUUACUGGUUUCUGCACCAAUAAUUUCUUUUAAAUUAAAGAUUACCUGUAAUUCAGGCUAGGUUAUCUAAACUAGUUGUAUAGCACUGUCUUUUCCUUUUAACUGUGCUCUGUACUACAGCCGUCCUAUGCUUCCUAAUGUUUGGUAUAGUAAAACCUUUCCAUGUGUGCUUGCCUCAUUUCAAAUACUGUAUAAGCAUGUAGAUAUAAUGUACAUAACAGUGUAACCUCCAGGUGCUAGGAGUCAGGAUUUCCUGACACUACACACUAAUACAAAAUGUGUUAGCACUUGGCAGCAGGAUGUUCUAACUACUGGCACUGUAGGGGUUAAUAUGAAUUGCCUAGAAAUUUUCUCUGCAAAAGGAGGUUUUCAGUAUUCAUUAGGAUUUUUUUAAUGGGAACCACAUAUUUUAAAAUGUAAUUUCUAAACUUUUUAAAAAUUAAAAAAUGUUUAAUUUAUGUUCUGUAUCUUAUAUUUUGUGCCGCAGUAUUUACAGGUGUCUUUCUUUUAACAGCAGUAGGUUGUUGCAGAUGCCUACUGAUGUCCUCCUUUAGCAUUAGUUUGGCUGUUCAGUGGAGAAGACGCCAUGGGCCAAAGUUAAAUUUAUUUAUGUAUGAUUUGUAACACUUCCUUAAGGUGGAGUGGAGGUCCCUUCAAGUCGAUGCUCUGGUUACCACGCUAGAUUUCUUAUCCAUAGCUACCAGCUGUGACCAUAUCGUGGUGUCCUGGUCAUGGUUUGUCUUCGCUAGCAUGCUUUUAUUAGCAAAUCUCAGUAGUUUCCUCUUGUACAUUGUCAUAGUCUAAUUUAUGUGGUCAUAUUAACGCUACUGCAUUUUUCUUAUGUCAAAACAAGACAUCGAUGAAUGCAAAGUUGAAUAUUUUAUCUUUGUUAGCCAUGUACGACUAUGCCUAUCAGUGGCUUUUCUUUAAUCCUUUGGUUGAACUUGGUGUGAAAUGUGCCCGUUUUCUUGGGCAGGAAGCGUGCAGGCACAGAAAUGUACUGUCCUUCCCUUAUCAUUGUAUGUCAUGUACGUUUGUCCGCUGGCAGCGCUUUCGUGGUUUUGAAUUUUUCCCUUUUAUGAUCAGAACGGCUAAGGAAAGUCCAACUGCCAAGGGUUUAAUCCUGGGUGACCAGUGGAACAGCUCUGGUCAGACGCAUCAUAUCCGUGUCGAGCAAGUUCAGAGAAAGCACCCGUCAGACCUUACUGAAACGUUACAGAAGUGCGACUUAAGGUUUUCUCCUCUUCACCCUUCACGUUGAGAGAGGUGUUGGGAUCAGUGUUUAAGUUAAGAAACUCCCCUUUACGUGUUACUCUAAGGAUAUUUAUUUCAUCAAGAUGACCGAAUGUGAUGAAGUACAGAAGAUUAAAAACACGCUCCUGAGCGUCCAUAAGAUCACUUCUUGGUAAGCUCGACAGUAGUUUGUGAAAGUGUCUUACUUUACCCUUCUCAUCUACUAGCUUUAAUAUUAAACUGUUUAAAAAGAAUCCGUUGCAGCCCUGAAGAAAAAGGUUUUUGUUUAUGAAGAAUGGAGUCCUUUUUUUCUUUUUUUUCUUUUUUUUUUUUCUUUUUGGUGCAUGUGUAAGAUUUAAAUUCCUGUUUUUCCUUGGGAGAUAAUGGUAUUUGAACAUGCAGUCUAAACUUCUUUGUGCUUUGUGUAACAUAGCAGUGGACUUUUGUGAUUGGCACCCAAGGAACGUGACUCCUGGGAUUAAUGGUAGUGAUCCUGGCUGCACUCUGGACUUCGUUUUGCUAACCAUAACUGAGCAACUGUACAUUACUGCUAUAUUAAUGUUUCAAAGCACUGGGAUAGUCUAAUUCUAACUUGUAAUUAUGUUUGCCAAUUAUCUGUUUGGAAAGUUGGUGUAUGAACAGCUUAUUGAAACUGUUAAAUUGUACAGAUAUCGUUCAUGAUCUAAAGCUUUGUACUGUGGAAUGUGCUUAAUAAAAAAGAAAGUUUGAACUUAA
Molecule: messenger RNA, 4569 nt
Organism: Dromaius novaehollandiae (emu)
Lineage: Eukaryota; Metazoa; Chordata; Aves; Casuariiformes; Dromaiidae
Gene: FBXW11
Product: F-box and WD repeat domain containing 11
Exons: 16
Coding region: 429-2024 (531 amino acids)
Molecular function (GO): protein dimerization activity
Source: RefSeq, a predicted model, not a curated record